Molecule: messenger RNA, 624 nt
Organism: Rattus norvegicus (Norway rat)
Lineage: Eukaryota; Metazoa; Chordata; Mammalia; Rodentia; Muridae
Source: RefSeq, a predicted model, not a curated record
CCCGGCAGGCCGACAUCUGUCACCAUGAAGGUCGAGCUGUGCAGUUUUAGUGGGUACAAGAUCUACCCGGGACACGGGCGGCACUACGCCAGGACUGACAGGAAGGUUUUCCAGUUUCUUUCUUUCUUUCUUUCUUUUUUUUUUUUUUUUUGGUUCUUUUUUUCGGAGCUAGGGACCGAAUCCAGGGCCUUGCACUUCCUAGGUAAGUGCUCUACCGUUUUCCAGUUUCUUAAUGACAAAUGUGAGUCCGCAUUCCUUUCCAAAAGGAACCCUCAGCAAAUUAACUGGACUGUCCUCUACAGAAGAAAACACAAGAAAGGUCAGUUGGAAGAAAUUCAAAAGAAAAGAACCAGCCGUGCAGUCAAGUUCCAGCGGGCUAUCACGGGCGCUUCUGUGGCUGAUAUAAUGGCCAAGAAGAAUCAGAAACCAGAAGUUAGGAAAGCUCAGCGAAAGCAGGCUAUCAGGGCUGCCAAGGAAGCAAAAAAGGCUAAGCAGGCAUGGAAGAAAACAGCAAUGGCUGCUGCCAAGGCCCCCACAAAGGCAGACCCUAAACAAAAGAUCCUGAAGCCUAUGAAGGUCUCUGCUCCCAGAGUUGGUGGGAAACGUUAAUUUGGUAGAUGAGAG